UCGCUCUCUCUCCCCCCCCCCCACCCCCCACCGCUCACUGACAGUGAGUCAGUUCCAAGCAGCUGCAUAGAAGAUGUCUGCCCCAGAUGCUGCUCCCCCAGCUGGACCUCCCGGAGCCCCAGGGGCCCCAGGAGCAGACGGAGCCCCAGGUGGAGGGCCCCCACCCCCUCCUCCCAACACCUCCAGCAACCGCAGGCUACAACAGACACAGGCCCAAGUGGAGGAGGUGGUGGAUAUUAUGCGGGUGAAUGUGGACAAGGUUCUGGAGAGGGACCAGAAGCUGUCGGAGCUGGAUGACAGAGCGGAUGCUCUCCAGGCCGGGGCCUCCCAGUUCGAGAGCUGUGCAGCCAAACUCAAGAGCAAAUACUGGUGGAAAAACGCAAAGAUGAUGAUCAUUAUGGGUAUCAUUGGAGUUCUUGUGGUCGGAGUCCUUUUCUUGUACUUCUUCUAUUGAGUUAUCCCAGCGUGGCAGAAGGACACAGACAUGAGAGCGAAAUAUGAGAGGGAAGAAGAAAACAAAAUCUAUACAAAUCCAAACUCCAGUCCUACCCCCUUUCAUCCUCCACACCAGGUCUUCCAUCUAGCACUUAAACAUGACGGUAGUGUGUAGAUGUCAUUGCUCUCUUUUCUCUUUGUCCUCCUGCCCUUCCCUUCUUCUUGAUCCAUCUUUCUUCCUCUGUUUUGGCGUGCUGUCUCACUCACUCUCCUGCCUCUGCAUCUCAUACAUUAUUGAAGUGUGCGAGAGAGAGAGAGAGAGAAAGAGAGCGAGAGAGAGAGAGCGAGAGAGAGAGCGAGAGAGAGAGAGAGAGAGAGAGAGAGAAGGAAGAAGUGAAAGAGAGAGAGAGUGAGUGCAAGGAGAGAGAACAGCAGAGAAGCAGUUCUUUCUAUCCCAGAUACGCCAAAGCUUGUCCGUGUUACCUUUUGGAGAGCGUACUACAUUUGUAAAUUCAUACUUACAUACAGUACCUAUCAACCCCUCCUGAUCCCCUACCUCCUACCACUACCAUUAUUACUACAACUUACUAAUACAAGGUCAUGGUUAAGAUUAUGAUCAUUUUGUUGUGUGUGUGUGUGUGUGUGUACUUGUGAUCCAAAUCAGUGUAGCCAGUAGCUUUUUCCAGGUUUAGUUGAUAUAGGCCUUGACUGGCCUUUUCCUUUCCUUUCCCCCCCUCUUUCUCUCACUCACUGACUGUGGUGUUUAAGAGAGAGAGAGAGAGAGAGAGAGAGAGAAUAAGAAAAGCCAGGAAGGAUACUGGAAAAGGCAGAAAUGACUUUUGGGACACUGACUUUUAGUAUAUCUUUAUUCUUGUACCACAGACAGACGGACAGUUAGCUAGAUUGACAUUGACAGACAAACACAAACAGACAAUCUGUACCUACAUAAAUAGAAUAUUCUUUCAGGAGUGCAGACAAAGGUCUAUACAGUAUACAGUAUACAAAAAGUACAUUUUUGAUUGAUUAGUGAGCAGCUUUACUAUGUUGUGGUUGUGUUCAGACACUCUUGUACGUUCUAGUAGAGAGGGUACAGGGUUAGGGAGGAAUGGUUCAAUAGACUGUCCCCUAUCUGGAGAGAGGACAUAACCAAAUAACCCCCCAAAUAACCCACUUCCUGCCAAUCAAACCAACAAAAACACACACACUGUUACCUACAGUAUCCUAUAGGCUGUUAUAUACAAUAGGCCAUUUCCUACAAUAGGCUGUUUCCUACAGUAGCCAAUAGGCUGUUUCAUACAGUAGCCAAUAGGCUGUUUCCUACAGUAGCCAAUAGGCCCAAUGGAAGUAGUGUUUGUGUCUUACUUGACUUGCAUGGCAGACGAUGUCCAUAGUUUUGCCUAUUUGUGUGACCUAUGUAUCUGCCAUUUCUGAAACUAACUGCCGAUUGUACAUUUAUUUUGUUUUGUGGUUUUCAGGACCUGUGUAUAGGCAACUGUAUCUAUGCGCCCUAUUAAUAACUCAUGUGUAUGCAAUGCAAUGAAGCUCAAGAGUUUGCCAAAUUUUUGUUGUUCACGUGCUUUCAAAAUAACUAAUACUCGACCAGAGAACAAUGGUUGCUACAGUAGUAUUCUGACGGGAAAAAAAAGAAAACCGUAGUACCGUACAAGUAGUACCAUAAAGUACUUCAUCUUUGCCAGACUAUUGCUCCUGAAAAUGUGUUUUUUAGUUAGUUUAUAUUUUACUUUUGGUGUUGGAUAUUCCAGAAAAUAUCAUUUUCCUCUCAAUGGUUGAUACAGAGGGACUGUUUGACACAUUGUAAAAAAUAUGAAAAAUAGCUAUGUGUAAAUUGCAUUUAUGAAUGAAAAUAGUGGUGAUUACUCAAAACAAUGAUCUAAUAAUAUUAUUAGGUAAAGAAAUUAUACAACAUGAUAAUACUGCGAGAGAUACAACUGGAUCAUGAGAAUUCUUUAAACGCAUGCUUACCACUUGAUGCUAAUAAAGAAAAUCAUCAACAUUA
This is a messenger RNA of Coregonus clupeaformis (lake whitefish), 2452 nucleotides long. Its product is annotated as vesicle-associated membrane protein 1. The coding region runs from base 74 to 454 and encodes 126 amino acids. The transcript is spliced from 5 exons. NCBI's taxonomy places the organism in Eukaryota, Metazoa, Chordata, Actinopteri, Salmoniformes, Salmonidae. Gene Ontology annotation, biological process: vesicle fusion; SNARE complex assembly; vesicle-mediated transport. Gene Ontology annotation, cellular component: SNARE complex; plasma membrane. Gene Ontology annotation, molecular function: SNAP receptor activity; syntaxin binding. The record is from RefSeq and is a predicted model, not a curated record.